Molecule: messenger RNA, 2828 nt
Organism: Ceraceosorus bombacis
Lineage: Eukaryota; Fungi; Basidiomycota; Exobasidiomycetes; Ceraceosorales; Ceraceosoraceae
Source: the annotation of a GenBank genome assembly
AUGCCUGCGGUGAGUCACUUGCUGCCAGCAGCUACUUCAUUUUCCUGACAACUGAUCCAUCAUCACAAAUUGUCCCUGUGCCCACCCAGAACACAACCUUGCCCAUUGUGGACACUAAUCCAGACCUGGCCAGCCCCAAGCAGCGCAUGGGCCGCAUGGAGCAGGAUCUCCACCUUGUCUUGUUGGCCAAGCGUCUUGAGAUGGCCAAAAGCAACAACAACAAGCUGACAACCACUCUUGGGGUCAUUGAGGCCAACAUGAAAGAGCUUGUUGCCAACAAACAAGAGCUUGUCACCAAGCUCAAAGGUGUCGAGCGCGCAGUCGAUGCAAUUUGCAAGACUGUUGCGCUCCUGAUUGGCGUGAUGAUUGCCAUUGUUGUUGGCUUGUUGGCUGUUUGCCUCACGCGCAAAUAAGGACCUCAUGCGCUUGGUCACUUGAAUACGAAUCCAGACCAACUUGACCUCAGCGUGAGGAAUGGUCUGAAAUGCAGUGUGCUGCCCAAGCGCGCGCGUCUUUUGAGACGCUGUUGUAGUCGUUUGUUCUUCUUUACGCGUGACCAUGACUUUCAUCCGUAUAUGCUCGACAUCUUUGUAGCUCAGAGCUUCUCGUCGUCUCUGUUCUGCGGAAGCAGUCGACUACUUAAGAGCCACUGUUGCUGCAGUGGUUUAGCUAAGCGUGAAAAACUCUUCAGACAACUCAAACUCCAAAUUCCUACCGCUUUUGUGCGCGCACCAUUGGCGAGUCUCUGUGUCGGUCCAUCCAUUGGUUCCGUUGUCACAUUCUCAUUCUGCCGAGGCAAAUGCUACCCUUGCUUUGCCGAGGCCGGUGCUGAAGGAGCAGUAGAAGACUUUUAGUCCCGUAAUGUCCCAAGUCCUGGGCUGCUCAACAGUUCCCCCGUUUGAAUCUCACUGGUGCCAGGAUCGAGGGGAAGGGGCUUCGCGUAUGUCCCCAUCAGAGGCGUAUCAGUGGCUUUCUAGCACCUACUCGGUUGCUAGACUAUUAUAGAUCUCUGUUGACUAGAUAUCUCUCUCAGUUCAAGGACAGGACACUUUCUCCUCAGGACUGUGCAAACUCUACUUUUAUCCAUCCACGCAAAGCAUUCAGCCAGGCACAGCAUACAUCCACGCAAAGAUGACCCCACGACAGCGCAAGCGGUAUCUGUGGCAAGUGGAACUAGGUUGGGGGGCUAAGACAAAGCAAAAAAAACCGCUAGUCAAGCUGGUGCGAAGACAUGGAAGCCAACUCAGGCCGAUCAAGGCUGGGCGCUGAAAGCUUUUGUACUUCUUGCCCAAUCUUCAGACUGUUGUGCAGGCUCCAACGCCAGCCGAGCGGGCUCAGUCACUGGCAGCAACAGAAAGCUCAAUCAAAAGGCUCCCACCAAGGCAACGUACGCAGAAGCUCUCGUCCAUAAUCUCAUGGAGUUCUCUGGAGACCGCAGCCCGCGCGACUCAGUAGCUUCGGGCUCACAACAGCCAGCGGAUGUCCCAUCGGCAACAAUUGUUCCUUCAAAAGCACCUAUGGGGGCGGCAGUCCCGCCUAUUUUACCUCCCACGCAAGUGGAAGAGCUCACUUCACUCGAGCUGGAGGGACUAAAAAUAGGCUCAAAGGACAUCAAGGAACGCAGCUCUUGUGCCAGCUCCGUGGCCCCCUCUCAGAGCUCUCAGGCUGGCAGCAACCCUGUCGGGCAAGACAUGGCUGACGGAAUGGAUGCAGCUGAUUGUUGCAUCACUUAUCUGCUUGCGGUUGGUGGAAAGACACCUGAGUAAGCGGGCAAAGCUGGAUUUGCACGCCUUAAGAACAAGCUUCUUCGCGACUGGUACGAAGCAACAAAAUCAGAUCCAUCAGCUUUGGAAAUGAAUGUCACAGUGAAGCAACAGUUGUCUUUGCCAGAGUGGAACUCAGACACGGUAACGAAGUCUCUCAAAGGGAAAGAGGUUGAUCGCGGCCCGUCUCUGUCUGCCCCUUCAGAGUGAAGCUCGGUGCAUCCUGGAAACAAAGGACCAAGCAUGCCUGUCGGAAUCAAAAGACGCGUCAUCCCUCCAGCGAUCCUCCCUCUUGGCCUCAAGGUCGGCGGAAUGCCAGCCACGUCCACCCAAUGCCAGGACACCGGCCGACGUCCAUCAGUAAGAUACGGCAGCCUCGAUUGAUUUGUUGCUGUCUCUCGACUUCCAGCACGCGCGACCUCCUCCUUGCCCAGAUACACCCAAGCCCCUUUGUGGCUGUCCGGUGGGGCUCCGGUAGAAGCAGUCUGGCGCAGGAGUACUACCCCAGCACAAAUUCCAGACGUUUGCAGACCUAGCAUCUUGUGGCAAUACAAUCCGCCUGCCGGCAUGCUGACAGCAAGCGCAUCAGACCCCAACAAACCAGAACACCCACCCCCUCCCCCCUCCCCCCCUGGAGACGACAACGAGCCAGAUAAUGACCCUCCGUCCAGUGUUGGAGGACAAGAGCCCAGUCGACGCCAGCCAUUGGUCAACCCAAGCCAGUGAAACUAUGAAAGAGGGUGCUCCAGCGACAUCGGUGGCGGAGGGGGCAACAGAAACGGCCCUUGGCCGCCAAGUCCUGAUCCGCCACAAGGUCAGACGCCAAACUAUCCUAGACGCCAAGAACGCAUCCCAAAGUCCAAAGACGUGGAUGACUUUGACCCGGACCUGGUGUCCAUCCGUCUGUGGUUGGCCAGGGCCAAGAACCUGCAAGUCUCAUCAAGUCACACCAAUGGGGAGACGAGUGCGGUUGUGGGUUCUUUGCCUGGAAGGUCGAGCUACAGCCCGGUUCUCUCAGCUCUUCCAAAUCUCUUCAUCUUGGACGGAACGGCAGCAAGUCCUUAA